Messenger RNA from Scatophagus argus, 5456 nucleotides. RefSeq names its product WD repeat and FYVE domain containing 2 (gene wdfy2). The coding region runs from base 208 to 1410 and encodes 400 amino acids. The transcript has 12 exons. Gene Ontology annotation, molecular function: metal ion binding; protein binding. NCBI's taxonomy places the organism in Eukaryota, Metazoa, Chordata, Actinopteri, Scatophagidae. The record is from RefSeq and is a predicted model, not a curated record.
AAGGGGAAAUGAUUGCCUUCUUGCUGUAGGCGAGUGUGUGUCUGUAUUGUCAGCUGACUGGCAGCAUCUCCAGUAGCCGUCACAACACCUUGUGCUCCCUGCUGACACCUAGCUAGCAGCUCUUAGUCGAGUCUCUGCCGUCGGACUGGGUUGGGUUAUGUUUCCCGGAGCCAGAACCGUACACGGAGGUUUGUGCACCACCAAGCCAUGGCGGCCGAAAUUCAGCCGCAGCCGCAAGCACGGAAGCCAUGUCUACUGAGCAAAAUCGAGGCUUUUCAAGAUAUUGUGAGCGCUGCGGUCAUCAUUCCCAAGGAAGACGGUGUUAUCAGCGUGUCUGAGGACAGGACGAUUCGGGUAUGGCUGAAGAGAGACAGUGGUCAGUACUGGCCCAGUGUCUAUCACACAAUGUCAUCGUUGUGCUCCUGUAUGUCCUUUAACCCAGAGACCAGGAGGCUGUCUGUGGGGAUGGAUACUGGAAGUAUCUGUGAGUUCAUCCUGUCAGAAGACUACAAUAAGAUGACCCCAGCACGGACCUACCAGGCCCAUCAGGGCAGAGUGACAGUAGUGUUGUUUGUGCUGGAGAUGGAGUGGCUUCUGAGCACCAGCCAGGACAAAAACUUCACCUGGCACUGCUCAGAGAGUGGCCAGCAGCUGGGGACGUAUCGCACUGCCGCAUGGGUUUCAGGACUACAGUUUGAUGUGGAGACCAGACAUGCCUUUGUAGGGGACCAGUCUGGUCAGGUGACCAUACUGAAGCUGGAGCAGGACAGCUGCAGCCUGGUCACCACCUUCAAGGGACACACCGGUAAUGUGAUGGCACUGUGUUGGGACCCAGUCCAGAGGGUGCUGUUCUCUGGCAGCUCUGACCACUCCAUUAUCAUGUGGGACAUCGGAGGGCGCAAAGGCACCGCCAUCGAACUGCAAGGACACAAUGAUAAGAUUCAGGGCUUGUGCUAUGCCUCACACACUCGUCAGCUCAUCUCCUGCAGCUCAGAUGGAAGCAUUGUGAUCUGGAACAUGGACGUGACGAGACAAGAGACCCCAGAGUGGUUGGACAGUGACUCCUGUCAGAAGUGUGAGCAGCCUUUCUUCUGGAACUUCAAACAGAUGUGGGACAGUAAGAAGAUUGGUCUACGACAGCAUCACUGCAGGAAGUGUGGCCAGGCAGUGUGUGGCAAAUGUUCGUCCAAACGCUCCACCAUCCCCCUCAUGGGCUUUGAGUUCGAGGUGCGUGUGUGUGACAGCUGCCACGAGUCCAUCACUGAUGAGGAUCGAGCGCCCACGGCCACCUUCCAUGACAGCAAGCACAGCAUUGUUUACAUGCACUAUGAGCCCACCACUGGAAAUCUGCUCACCUCUGGCACCGACAAGGUUAUCAAGCUAUGGGACAUGACUCCUGUGGUGUCCUGAGGUCUGUGGGUCACCAACAGUCAGCUUGAAGUUCCGUUCACCAAACUGUGAUGGUUUCACUGCGGCAGUCACACGCAGAAGAGAAAUCAAUGUCAUCUAGAUAAUAUUUAACAGUUACUCAACAACAAGCAGUGGCUGUUGCACGUCCACAAUGAGGACACUGCAGGCCAGUGAAGCCUGGGAACAGGAAGGCCUUGAUUGACACAAGGUCACAAGGUGGUUGUGGGUGUUUAUGUUAAGGAGCUGUCAGGCGGGGGAUCUCUUUAUGUAUAUGUGUAUGUCUGUAUCGUAUCUGAGUGUGUGGGAGGGGUUGAGGCACUUGACUUUGUGAUGAAUUGACAGACCUAAUUUACUUAAUUUCCAUGCAUUCCAGCCAUUUUCAUACUGGAGACUCACAAAACAUUAACCCUUAACACAUUUCUGCACAUGCCAGUGGGUUUUUUUUUUUAAAAGAUGUGAAGCACGUCAUGGAACUGGACCAUACUUGACCCAUAAACGUUGUAGUUUCCAUUCUGCAGGCUGUAGAUUCUCCACAAGAGGGAGACAUAUAAGCAUUUCUUUGCCCACCAACCUGCACCACCUACAGGAAAAGAAAGCAGCAACAGUUUAUGUUCAUGUUGAUGUUGCCUUCUACAUGUGGUGUAUGUUGAGUAAUAGCUGACCCUUGCACCACCUACAGGCAACAAGUUUCAUAUGUGCUCUUUCCUCUGUGUUAUAAUAUGAUUUAAAUUUGAAACUUGACCACCUGUUUUCUAAAUAACACGUAAAUAUGAUACAUCAGUAUCACAGUGAUUAUAAUUCAGCUUGUGGAUGUAGAACACCAUAAUAUUGGAGUCACCUGUUGAUAAAGUAUUUCUUAGGAGUAAACAACAAGUAUGUUAUGAGUAACAACCAAGUUUUAAUAUUUUCAGCACCAAAUGUGGUGACCCUAUAUUCUACUACUCUCUAAUUUUAUUUUUUGUCUAUUUACUUUUCAAUCUGUUGUUAUUAUUAUUAUUAUUAUUAUUGUUAAAAACUGAAAAUUUAAAUCUGUAAACAGACACAACACCAGCUAUGUAAAACUACAGUUGUAAUUCACUGCCUGCAGAUGGUGCUACUGUCACCACUGUAGAAAUUCUUGCAUUCUUGCCUGUAGGUGGCGCUCAUGAACAUAUCUGCAAUAUGUUGAGGGAUGCUUUCAGCUCUGAUGCCUUGUUUGCACAUAGCUUUGGAGACAUAUGUCAAACAGAAGUUCAUUUAUUCCUAUGGGAACUUCCAUGGUCUCUGAAGUGUUUAAAAACACACAUAAAAACAAAUUAGUAAACUAAUUUAAUGUAAUACAUUUUCCUCUAAGAGAAAAGUUUGAUGGCAUACAUUAAACACACUAAAACUGUUAGUAUAGCAUACUAACAUUAGUAGCAUGCUAGCUGUAUAACAUGUAGAGUGCAUGAAUAUGGUUCAUAUGUCUUUUCCACAAAUAUUUCACAAAACCAGCUACAUACUUGAUAGUUCAUCCUCAUCAUGCAUUAGUGGCCAGUUUUGUCUGUUAUUCAAGUAAUGUCCCAUGCACACAUUCCAUUAGACUGGAUAGUGAAAAAAACUGACAAAAUUCUUCUCUCCCAUGUCUGUGGUGUUUUUAUCUGCAAAGAAGUGCAUUUCCUUGUGUUGGACACUAGGGGGUGGACUCUGUACAUUAUACUGAUUAUGGAUAUAAUUUAAAACUGUGUGGAAAUGAGGCAUUAAAUGCUGUUACUUUUCUUAGUGGCAGACAUUGGACUUACUGCUUUUUGGAUGCUGGGUGAUCCUUGUUUCAUGUGCUUUACAUCACUCAUCCUGUGUGUUUCUGUGGUCAUCUUCAAGAGGCGAAGAAAUAAUUUACUGUAUGAAUAUGUAAAAUUUAUAUCACUACAUUUGACUGUAACAAUAGUACAAUCAAAUGUAGUACUCCAACCAUGUGACACAGAGGAAACUGUUCAUGAAGUCCAUGAAUGUUACCACAAAAGCCAUUCACAUGAGUCUCUAGAUGUAUGUACCCCAUAUCAGCCACCAAAAGAGAGGACUUUAGGGAAGCAGUUUUAAUUUACACAAUUCCUGAUCUUCUAGGUUUAUAUCGGAGGCUUGUGAAAGGUCAUAAAUGUUUGAAACUGAAGUUAUGUUUCUUCUGUAUUCACACUGGCCCAGGUGGGCACCACUUACAGUAUAAAGAUGAAUGACAUGUCUCCGUUUCCCCCCACUGCCCAAAAGUGAAGCCAGAAUAUACUGCGUAUGAGUGUGGCCAUCUUGUGCUGAUGACUUAAUUUGCAGCCUGAGUCUGUGCCGUAGUGAUCUGCCAGUAGUGCCGCUGUAUCACUUUCCUGACCAGACACCCAUCUGAUCCAGUCAGGAGCAGAGCUCAGCUGUCAAUCAUGAUCUUUCAGAAAAAUAAACACUUAAUACAUCAGUGAAUAAGAACUAUCCAAAAUGUCAGAAACCAUGUUUUAUGGGUUUAUGGGUUUAUGACCUAUACUGCAACCAGCCACAAGAGAGCGUUCAAGAUGUUUUGGCUUUACUUUUGGGGAGCUCUCAUGUCAUCCAUCGUUAUUUACAGUCAACAGUGUACACAUAUAGGUUCAAGCUAUGUGGAUAUCUACUGCUGGAGAGUUUGAGAAAAAGUGCAUAUGUGGCAAACCUCUUAGCCUCAUAAAGAUGGUGAAUGACUACAAACUUAGCAGGAAAAUACUGUCUGGAUCUACAGAACUUUAAAUUCUAGUAGAGGUUUUAAAGACACAAAAUAUGUUUGUCUGAAAUUUGAGGAAAUGCGCAUACGUUGAUCCUAUUCGAUUUAAAGGUAAUGAAUAAAAAAUAAUGUGAAUGUUACUGUUUUUCAUAUGGGACAUAUCUGUGACACUUUCAAACUGUGUGGCGAAAGGUUUUGUUCUCUCAGUUUAAAGAAAACCUCAUCAGUUUAAGAAGUAAUAUCAUUACAGAGGUCAUUGUAAAUACACACACAGUUUGCCUAAAUCCAUAGUACACCUAUGGCUUUGUAGGUUUUGUAAUCUGUAAAUUAACCAGAUUCAGACUGCUUGCUGAUCCUUGUGUGAUCUCUGUUGUCAGGUGUUUUAUGGGAUUAUUUAUUAUUCUGUGUUGUCUUCAUGUUUCUGACAUGCAAAUACUCAUAUCAUCGUCAAGCUAAUCAGUGGCAGCACACAUACAUGUAUCAGGACUGAAAGGAAACCAGUGAGCAUGGUUGCUUUGAUUCCCACCAUUACUGUUUUCUACUGUAUCCUGGCUUUUAAUGUCAGUGCACUGGACUCAGAAAUAUGUCACAAAUUGCUGCUGAAGAGAAAAUAUAAAUCUGUGAUUAUCUUGUUUGUGCUUUAAUGUUAACAGAUGGUAACUAAGUUGAAAUCCUCUAAGGUUCGAACCACAUUAAAUAUUUUCCAAAGAUGUUUGAUAAUUAGAUUAGGGAGAGAAAUGACAAAUUAUUGGCCUUGACUGUUCAUGUCUCUGCUUUCACAGCUCCACAUAAAGGAACAUUUAUUGCAACUCUUUACUCAUGAAUGUGAGCCUGUGGGUACUAACCCCUUAAAGGAACAUACCAGUGCUUUUCUGAGUAUUCAGCUACUUAUUAAUUAAUAAUGGACAUUUCGGGUCUUUUGCAGACCAGUUUCAAAUGGAUGGUUUUUGGGGUGUAUUUUUCCAAUAUUUCUCAGAAGCUGCAGAUUUCUAGGUAACUCAACGGUCAAGCUGUGGUUGCCGGGUUAAAAAAAAACAAAAACAGAAACCCGACACCUGUGUAUAUGAUUUAAAUUGGCAAAAAUGUGCAACCUUUUUGGAGUCCUUCAAGUAAAAAAAACAAGACAACACAGGAUAUAGAAAGCUAAAAAGAUAUAAACAAUACGGUAACUUUGGUUAAGGCCAAAGGUAAAUGACUUUUGUAUUCAAUUUUAUUCAUCUGAGGCCAGCGGCAUAUGUUUUUCUGUCACAGGAAAGAUAAGAGACGUUGUAUGUUUCAGUAUGUCCAUUAAUAUAACCAUGUAUGUAUAAAUGACAUUAAAAGAGAAGGUUUGCCUAUUUGACCAAUUGUG